AUUGCUUCGACUCCCACUAACCAUCGACUUGGGACUGGGUUCAAAAAAGAAUUCGAAGCAAAUCGAACUGUCUCGAUUAUCAUUCACGCUAAACCUCGGCUGGGACUCGCUCGUCGAUUAGUUCUUCGAAAGUGAUCGAUUGUUCUCCGUGGCAUUGGCACACAACCUGCCCGGCUCCACGAUCCACAGCGCCGCGAUUCUGUAGAAUCUACAGAGCUUUGGUACGGAGAUCUUUCGGUGGCCUUCGUCGUGCAUCGUCUUGCCUUCGUCGGGGAAUUCCAAUCGUGUGACAGCGUAGAAAGUGUACCAACUCAAACUGGGUUUUCGUCCCCACCAGGGUUCUUGCCACCCAAUGAAGAAAGAUCGUCCAAAGUCUCAUAAAACCAAAAACCAAUUUCUCGCAUUGCUUUGAAAAAUUCUUUGCCUUUCUUUUGAUUUUUUGAUACAAAACUAUUGCCACAAUGUCCGCUGAAGCCGAAAGCUAUGCCUUUUCCGCUGAUAUCAAUCAGCUCCUUUCGUUGAUUAUCAACACUUUCUAUUCCAACAAGGAGAUUUUCCUUCGUGAAUUGAUUUCCAAUGCCAGUGAUGCUUUGGAUAAGAUCCGCUACCAGUCCUUGACUGACUCUUCCGUCCUCGAUGCCGAACCAGAGAUGGAAAUUCGGCUGAUCGCCGACAAGGCCAACAACACUUUGACCAUUGAGGAUACCGGUAUCGGUAUGGCCAAGAGCGACUUGGUCAACAAUCUCGGAACUAUUGCCAAGUCCGGAACCAAGGCAUUCAUGGAGGCAUUGACUGCUGGAGCCGAUAUCAGUAUGAUUGGUCAAUUCGGUGUCGGAUUUUAUUCCGCUUACCUGGUUGCCGACAAGGUCGAAGUGCUCUCCAAGAACAACUCGGACCCUGAUAUCCACCUUUGGUCGUCCGAAGCCGGUGGUUCUUUCACCAUUAACAAAGCCCCCGAUGCUGGAAUCAAGCGUGGAACCCGCAUUGUUCUUAGCAUGAAGGAGGACAUGUCCGAGUACUUGGAAGAGCGUCGCCUCAAGGAUUUGGUCAAGAAGCACUCUGAAUUCAUUGGAUUCCCCAUCAAGCUUUACACUGAAAAGACCACCGAAAAGGAGGUCACCGACGAUGAUGACGACGAAGAGGAAGAGGGCGAUGACGACAAGCCCAAGGUCGAAGAGGUUGAUGAUGAGGAAGAAGCCAAGAAGGAAAAGAAGACCAAAAAGAUCAAGGAAGUCUCCCACGAAUGGGAGCAUCUCAACAACAUGAAGCCGAUUUGGAUGCGAAAGCCCGAUGAGGUCACUCACGAUGAAUACGUUGCCUUCUACAAGUCCAUCUCCAAUGACUGGGAAGAACACGCCGCCGUCAAGCACUUUUCCGUGGAAGGUCAGCUCGAAUUCAAGGCCAUUCUCUUCUGCCCCAAGCGUGCUCCAUUUGACAUGUUCGAGGGAGGCAACAAGAAGAAGCACAACCACAUCAAGCUUUACGUCCGUCGUGUUUUCAUCAUGGACAACUGCGAAGAUAUCAUGCCGGAGUGGUUGCAGUUCGUCAAGGGUGUUGUGGAUUCGGAGGAUUUGCCAUUGAACAUUUCUCGUGAGACUCUUCAACAAAACAAGAUUUUGAAGGUCAUCAAGAAGAAUCUUGUCAAGAAGUGCAUUGAAAUGUUCACCGGAUUGCAAGAAAACGAAGACACCUACAAGAAGUUCUACGAAGCCUUCUGCAAGAACUUGAAGCUCGGUAUCCACGAGGAUUCCACCAACCGUGCCAAGUUGGCCAAGUUGUUGCGAUACCACUCCACCACCAGCGGAGACGAGAUGACCAGCCUCGACGACUACGUUAGCCGCAUGGACGACAAGCAGCCCGGAAUCUACUACGUCACUGGUGAAUCCAAGAAGGCUGUCGAGUCCUCUCCAUUCCUUGAGAAGCUCCGUAAGAAGGGAUACGAAGUCUUGUUCAUGGUUGACCCCAUUGAUGAAUAUGCCGUCCAACAAUUGAAGGAAUUUGAAGGCAAGAAGCUUCUCAGUGCUACCAAGGAAGGCCUCGAGUUGGCUGAGGACGAAGAAGAGAAGGCCGCCUUUGAGGAAGCCAAGGGCAAGGCCGAGGGUCUUUGCAAGCUCAUGAAGGAAGUCCUUGAUGACAAGGUUGAGAAGGUUGUUGUUUCCAACCGUCUUGCUGACUCUCCUUGUGUUCUCGUCACGGGCGAGUUCGGAUGGUCUGCUAACAUGGAACGUAUCAUGAAGGCGCAAGCUCUCCGUGACUCAUCUCAAUCUGCCUACAUGUCCGCCAAGAAGACCAUGGAGAUCAACCCACAGAACCCCAUCAUUGUGGCCCUCCGUGAAAAGGCCGACGCCGACCAAAGCGACAAGACUGUUAAGGACUUGAUUUGGCUCCUUUACGACACAUCUUUGCUCACCUCUGGUUUCUCCUUGGAUGAGCCCAGUACCUUUGCCAGUCGUAUCCACCGUUUGGUCAAGUUGGGUCUUUCCAUUGACGACGAUGAUGAUGGCGACGACGAUGCCGACAUCGAUGACUUGCCUCCUCUUGAUGGCGACGACGACAACGAAGAAUCCGCCAUGGAACAGGUUGACUAAAAAUCGAUUAGACACAACAACAGCAACUGAUCAAAUACAUCAAAUACAUUUUAGAUGGAAGAGAAGGAGCCUUGUGGGUUGGGCCGUUAGGGUCUCUCAAUCCAAUUUGUAAUUCGCUACUAGCAGAACUUUUUGAUUUGCUGUUUUUUGCUUAUUU
Seminavis robusta is the source of this 2745-nucleotide messenger RNA. Lineage: Eukaryota; Bacillariophyta; Bacillariophyceae; Naviculales; Naviculaceae. The record is from the annotation of a GenBank genome assembly.